This is a messenger RNA of Nematostella vectensis (starlet sea anemone), 1725 nucleotides long. RefSeq names its product protein ABHD18. Lineage: Eukaryota; Metazoa; Cnidaria; Anthozoa; Actiniaria; Edwardsiidae. The coding region runs from base 26 to 1372 and encodes 448 amino acids. The transcript has 2 exons. The record is from RefSeq and is a predicted model, not a curated record.
GGGCGGCUGCUCAUUCGCCUUCAAAAUGGCGUCUGUAUCUUUGGGAAAAAGUAGAAGUGAUAUUUUCUAUCGUAGUUUAGUAAUUUCAAAAUUCUUCACCAAAGGCUGGGGUGAACUAGACGCAGUCAAGCGUUUGUUUGAUUUCCGUCUGGAGUUUAAAGAACGGGAGAAAUGCGCUUCUCUGGUACCAUCAAGCUAUCCCGUCCAUCUCGAUAAGAGUUGGAAGAGGGACUCUUAUUACAUGGCAGAGGGACAUUUUCUGUCUCCUGUUGCUAAGUAUCUCCCAGGAAUACUUCCACAGCAAAGCGAAUACGCACGAUUCCAAGUUAUUAUACCCACAAAAUGGCAGCAUCGUGACAGAAAACCCAUGUGCGUUCACUUAGCUGGGACAGGCGAUCACUUUUACUGGCGGAGACGAAAUUUCAUGGCGAAACCUCUACUAAAGGAACACGGGAUAGGUUCUAUCAUCCUCGAAAACCCUUUCUAUGGCUCCCGAAAGCCCAAAGACCAGCAACGUUCAAGCCUUAAGCAUGUUGUGGAUUUGUUUAUAAUGGGAACAGGCCUGAUUCUUGAGUCGUCUGUUCUUUUGCAUUGGUGUGAACGGCAUGGUUAUGGUCCUCUUGCUCUCACUGGAAUAUCCAUGGGAGGGCACAUGGCAUCUCUUGCAGCUACAGUGUGGCCCAAGCCUCUUGCUGUUGUACCCUGUUUGUCUUGGAGCACUGCAUCGUGUGUCUUUACAGAGGGGGUUAUGAGGAAAUCUCUACCAUGGGAUUUUCUUAAACAGCAGCUUGAAGAUGACAAUUACAGAGAGACUCUGAUAGAUGCAGCAGGAAUCAGAGAUGAAGUUACCAGAGAAUGCCUCUUCACAAAUAAAGGCUCUAUGUCUGGUGUCAAAAGCAUACCUGUACAAGACCUGACAUCCCAGCUAAAUGUAGAUAACCACCAACUAGAUAUGUGUCAUAUCAGGGAGUCAGACUUUGAUCCUCAGUAUACCCCGCACACAGUCUCACUUGAAAGAAGACCUCUUCUCAGUAAUGUGAGAGAUGUUGUGGUGAACUACAUUCCUCCACCACUUAAAAAAAAGAAAGAGCAACCAAAUACUAUCUGUUCUGAUGCUCUUAGAUUUAUGAAUAUUUUGAUGGACCAUGCAACUCAUCUUAAGAACUUUUCCUGCCCAUAUGAACCUAAACUUGCAAAGUUUGUAGCAGCAACAUCAGAUGCAUAUGUUCCCCACUACUCUGUGGAGGACACACCUCAGCAAAUCUGGCCCGGAUCUGAGGUGGCAUAUGUAGAUGGAGGUCAUAUAGGUGCUUCUUUGAAUCAUAUGCAUAUUUUUAGGAAAGUUAUUAAAGAGAAACUCGACCAGGUUUAAUCAUGAUAAACAAUUAGUUUUAUUGUUUAAAACAAUUCUGGCCAUCUUUUGCAAGCUUUCCUACUGACAUUGAAGUUUACAAGAUUGUAGAGGUGCAACUUCUAACUAAAGCCAAAAGUAUAAAAUCCAAUUCUGUAUUAAAUAACCAGAGUUUACCAUAUGAAUAAUGAAUAAUAUAUAUUUUCAAAAUAGUUUGUUUAUUCUGUAUUUUUAGAAAAAAAUAUCUUGGAUGUGAAGGUUACUUAUUCAUUGUUUCUUUUUGUGCUAUUUGAAGAAAACAUAUCAGUUUGAUGAAAUUGCUUGAGUAUAGAAUAGUUAUUGAUGUGAUCAAUAUAUUUAUGUUGUUGUUUUAA